UAUUCUCAAUCGUACAGCAAGCAAUCUGAAUCAUCUCCCUCGCACCCGAACUCUCUCGAAUCGAUCUGAGCAUUCUGUUUUGAUUCUGCUUCAAUUAUUUGUUUAGUUCUUAUUAAUCAUUAUCAUCAUCUGUGUUGUUGUUAUUGUUUAAUUUCAUUGUUGUUUAGUUCAAUUGAUAUUGAUCUGAUUAGGUCUUUAAUUUCAUAGGCUUCUUUAUCUGUUCUUGUAUAACAUUUGUUGAUUUUGCAGGUAGUUGGAUUUGGAAAUUUACUGCGUUUGCUCAUAUACAGAUAUUUAGAUUUUUAUCAGUAACAUAUCGAUCGCAUAUAUUCUUUUAUUUGUGUUGUUUUAUUGCUUGUUCUGAGAAAAUGGAAACAGGAAUGAUUUCUUCAUCUGCCUCUUCGAGAAAGAGUAAAUCGCGGUUCCCGCUCCAGGAACAGAUCCUACUACAUAAAAGAAAUUCUCGGGAAAAUUUGGAUCGGUUCAUUCCUAACAGGUCAGCCAUGGAUUUCGAUUAUGCACAUUAUAUGCUUACGGAAGGUGCCAAGAAAGGUAAGGAAAGUCCCACAGUAAGCUCGUCUCCAUCAAAAGAGGCGUACCGGAAGCUUCUUGCCGAAACCUUCAACAUGAACAGGACAAGGAUUCUCGCUUUUAAGAAUAAGCCCCCAACUGUUGUGGAGGCUAUUCCAAAUGAGUUUUUGUCGUCUGCGGCACAUCAAGCUAAACCUGUCAAACCUCGUCGACACAUUCCUCAGACCUCAGAGAGGACAUUGGAUGCCCCUGACCUUAUCGACGAUUACUAUUUGAAUUUAUUGGAUUGGGGUAACAGCAAUGUUCUAUCAAUUGCUCUUGGCAACACUGUGUACUUAUGGGAUGCUUCGGAUGGAAACACUUCAGAACUUAUGACAAUUGAGGAAGAAAGUGGUCCGGUGACGAGCGUAAAAUGGGCUCCCGACGGCCGGCAUAUUGCAGUUGGCCUUAACAACUCCGAAGUUCAGCUAUGGGACUCGACAGCCAAUAGACUUUUGCGAACCUUGAGGGCCGGACACGCGUCGCGUGUGGGUGCAAUGGAUUGGAACAAUCACAUCUUGACGACGGGAGGAAUGGACGGUCAGAUCAUCAACAACGAUGUGCGAGUGAGGGAGCAUGUUGUUGGGACUUACCGCGGGCAUCAACAAGAAGUAUGUGGGCUUAAGUGGUCAACGUCGGGGCAGCAAUUGGCGAGCGGUGGCAACGACAAUCUCCUUCAUAUAUGGGACAGAUCAAUGUCGACGUCGUCGUCGAAUGCUCUCCACCGGCUCGAGGAUCAUACGGCGGCGGUUAAGGCGCUGGCGUGGUGCCCUUUCCAAGCCAACUUAUUGGCCUCCGGCGGUGGCGGCGGAGACAGGUGUAUUAAGUUCUGGAACACUCAUACCGGCGCUUGCUUGAACUCCGUCGACACGGGAUCGCAGGUCUGCGCGCUUCUGUGGAACAAGAACGAGAGAGAAUUGCUGAGCUCCCAUGGAUUUACAGACAAUCAGCUCACUCUUUGGAAGUAUCCUUCCAUGGUGAAGGUGGCGGAGCUCACCGGACAUACGUCUCGAGUGCUUUUCAUGGCGCAGAGUCCGGAUGGAUGUACUGUGGCGUCGGCUGCAGGGGAUGAGACGUUAAGGUUUUGGAAUGUUUUUGGGACGCCGGAGGUGGCUGCCGCUGGUAAGGCGGCGGCGAAGGCGAAGGCGGCGGAGCCGUUUGCUCACUUGAAUAGAAUCAGAUAAGUAGUUGGAUUUUGAUAGAAUUUGCAGAAUUUUGUAUAGUAGUUUUGUUGUUGUUGAUGAUGAUGAUUGUGUUUAAAUUUUUGUGGUUUUGGGGAGUCACAGAUCAGUGACCAAAUUUGAUGAUAUGCAAUUCUUUCAUUUUUA
Messenger RNA from Andrographis paniculata, 1898 nucleotides. Its product is annotated as cell division cycle 20.2, cofactor of APC complex-like. The transcript has 5 exons. The record is from RefSeq and is a predicted model, not a curated record. Gene Ontology annotation, cellular component: anaphase-promoting complex. Bases 369 to 1754 code for a protein of 461 amino acids. Gene Ontology annotation, biological process: anaphase-promoting complex-dependent catabolic process; positive regulation of ubiquitin protein ligase activity; positive regulation of anaphase-promoting complex-dependent catabolic process. Gene Ontology annotation, molecular function: ubiquitin ligase activator activity; anaphase-promoting complex binding; protein binding. Lineage: Eukaryota; Viridiplantae; Streptophyta; Magnoliopsida; Lamiales; Acanthaceae.